Cadophora gregata is the source of this 1806-nucleotide messenger RNA. RefSeq lists its product as uncharacterized. Bases 1 to 1806 code for a protein of 601 amino acids. Gene Ontology annotation, biological process: xenobiotic detoxification by transmembrane export across the plasma membrane. Gene Ontology annotation, molecular function: fluconazole transmembrane transporter activity. The record is from RefSeq and is a predicted model, not a curated record. The transcript has 2 exons. Lineage: Eukaryota; Fungi; Ascomycota; Leotiomycetes; Helotiales; Ploettnerulaceae.
AUGAAGGACCUCGUCCGCGACACCGUCUCCGGACAUUUCUUGCGCCUCAUAAGCAAAGGAAAGAUCAUGACGUUUGAAGAAGAGCGAGAUCCAUCUUUGUGGAAACAAUACAUCGAUACCGAGAAGAGCGGACGGAUGGCGCAUCAUGGCCAUACAGGCGAAGAGGAGAAGGAGAACAAGGACACAGCUGGAGACAAUUCGGAAAGCCCUGAGCGGGGAAUAUGGCAGAAGGACGAAGAGACUGGAGAUCGGAAUGGAGCAGGUCAAGAGCAAGCAGUAAUGGGACAAAAUGGCCGUCCGAGAAACAGUUCGGAAACAAGACUGGGAAGUAUGGAUAAUGGACAGCAGAGAAACGAAGUCAGUGGUGUCCUGGUUGAUCCCGAGAAAGGGAGAGACGUCUCAGUUAUCACAUGGUAUGGAGAACACGAUCCAGAGAACCCCCUCAACUGGUCCACCCCCAAGAAAUUCUUCGUCACAGGCAUGAUCUGCCUCCUCACCUUCUCCGUCUACAUCGGCUCCGCCAUCUACUCGGCCGGCACGCAAGAAAUCACCCAAGUCUUCGGCGUCAGCACCGUCGCCGCAACCCUUGGCUUGACCCUCUUCGUCGCUGGGUACGGUCUCGGCCCCAUGAUCUGGGCCCCCAUGUCUGAGAUCCCUCAAAUCGGUCGGAACCCAAUCUACAUCGGCACGUUAGUCGUCUUCGUGUUCUUCCAAUUUGGCGUCAUCUAUGCCAAGAACUUCGGGAUGCUGCUGGCUUUCCGGUUCCUGACUGGGUUCUUUGGUUCGCCUGUCCUAGCCACGGGCGGUGCGUCCCUGGCGGAUAUGUAUCGACCCCAGAAGCGAGCAUAUGCCAUUGCUGUCUGGGGACUCGCCGCGAUUUGCGGACCAGUUCUGGGACCACUAGUUGGAGGGUUCGCAGCCCAGCAUAAAGGGUGGCAGUGGCCUAUCUGGGAACUCCUCUGGCUCUCAGGAUUCGCACUCAUCGUAUUGAUCAUCUGUCUACCAGAGACGAGUUCCGCGAAUAUUCUGUAUAGACGCAGUCGUCGUCUUCGCAAGCUCACAGGCCGAUCGGAUCUGAAAUGCGAGCCAGAGAUUGCAGGCGAGCAAAUGACAGUCAACGAUAUUGUGAUGAUGACGCUCAUUCGACCAUUCUCACUGACAUUCACUGAACCAAUUCUCUUCCUGCUCAACCUCUACAUCGCACUCAUCUACGGACUUCUCUACAUCUGGUUCGAGUCAUUCGUCAUCGUCUUCACAGGAAUAUACGGCUUCAACCUCGGACUCGAAGGUCUUUCCUUCGUCGGUAUCCUCGUCGGUGGAUUUGUAGUCGUCGGCCCUUUCUUCGCAUACCUGUACUACAUCCAAGAACCUCAAUUCAACGAAAACGGCGAACUCAAGCCCGAGAAGCGACUCCCACCCGCCUUCGUAGGCGCUUUCUGCAUCCCAAUCUGUAUGUUCAUGUUCGGAUGGACGGCGAGGCAGUCCGUACACUGGAUUGUUCCCAUCAUCGGCUCGUCAUUCUUCACCAUCGGCGCUUUCUUACUCUUCAACUCAGUGCUCAACUAUCUAGGCGACGCAUACCCUGAGUAUGCUGCGUCCGUAUUGGCAGGCAAUGAUUUCUUCCGGUCGAGUUUUGGAGCAGGAUUCCCAUUAUUUGCUGGGGCAAUGUAUAAGAAGUUGGGUGUUGCGUGGGCGAGUUCCCUCUUGGGGUUUUUGUCGAUUGCGUUUAUUCCGAUUCCGUUUGUGUUGUACUUUUAUGGGGAGAGGAUUAGAAAGGCGAGCAAGAGGGCGAGACAUGAUUUGUAG